Molecule: messenger RNA, 2432 nt
Organism: Thalassophryne amazonica
Lineage: Eukaryota; Metazoa; Chordata; Actinopteri; Batrachoidiformes; Batrachoididae
Gene: f13a1b
Product: coagulation factor XIII, A1 polypeptide b
Exons: 14
Coding region: 1-2229 (742 amino acids)
Biological process (GO): blood coagulation, fibrin clot formation; peptide cross-linking
Molecular function (GO): protein-glutamine gamma-glutamyltransferase activity
Source: RefSeq, a predicted model, not a curated record
AUGUCUGACCAAGGUGCCGUCGUGACUCCUUCCCCGCCGCCCCCCGCCCCCACUGGCCCACCACCCAAGCUGACCAACCGAGGUCGCACCACAGACACCGUCGCCAGCUCCAACGUAGACACGGCAGACUUUCCUGAGCUUGAGUACUUUGUUGCACCGGGUCCGAGAGGGUUUCCACUGCUGACGGAAUUUCAGGACGUCACAAAAGUGAACAUGCUGAAGGAGCAGCAUGGAAACAACAAGAAGCAGCACCACACCUCGUUGUACAACUCUAACUUCCUCAUCGUACGUAGAGGUCAGGAGUUUGAGGUUAGGAUCACUUUCAGCCGCACCUUCAAGGCUGCUGACGACAAGUUCGCUCUGGAGUUUGUCAUCGGAUCCAGCCCGAACUACAACAAGGGCACCUACAUUCCUGUCUUUCCCACUCAGGAGCGUCAAAGCUCUUGGGUGGGACGCGUCACCGGCAUGUCGGACAAUGUGGUCACCAUGGGCGUCACCCCCGCAGCAGACUGCAUCGUGGGCAAGUACCACAUGUUCGUGGCCGUGCUGACACCCCUCGGCAUCCGCAGGACAAAACGGGACAGCAGCCAAGACCUUUAUAUUCUCUUCAAUCCGUGGGUGGCAGCCGAUGCCGUGUUUCUGGAUGACGAGAAAGAGAGGGAUGAAUGUGUGAUGACCGAGGCGGGGAUCAUCUACCACGGCGCCUACGACGAUGUGGCUGAGAGGUCCUGGAACUAUGCACAGUUUAACUACGGGAUACUGGAUGCCUGUUUGUACAUCAUGGACAAGGCCGAGAUGCCCAUCACCAACAGAGGAGACCCCAUCAAGGUGGCACGGAAAGCCUCGGCCAUGCUGAACAGCCGUGAUGACGACGGCGUGUUGUUGGGGAACUGGAGCGGCGACUACACCUAUGGCGUAGCCCCCACCUCCUGGACAGGCAGCACGGACAUUCUCCUGACCUAUGCCACCAGCAGGGCGCCCGUCGGCUUCGCUCAGUGCUGGGUGUACGCCGCCGUCUUCAACACCUUCCUGCGCUGUCUCGGCAUCCCGUCCCGGGUCGUCACCAACUACUUCUCCUCCCAUGACAACAACGGAAACCUGAAGACUGACAUUAUCCUGGAUGAGAAUGGCAGGAUUGACCGUCACCGGACCAAAGAUUCUAUCUGGAACUAUCAUUGCUGGAAUGAGUGCUACAUGUCCCGACCAGAUCUCCCACCGGGAUUCGGAGGCUGGCAGGUUGUGGACGCAACGCCACAGGAGACCAGCGACGGUUUGUACCGAUGUGGACCGGCGUCAGUCAAGGCCAUCAAACACGGGGAGGUGUGCUACCCAUUCGACGCUCCCUUUGUGUUUGCUGAGGUUAACAGCGAUGUGGUGUUUUACGCCCGCAUGAAAGACGGAACCAUGGAGCCGGUCAAAGUCAACCCGACUCACGUGGGCCGCAUGGUCCUGACCAAAGCACCAGGAGACUUUACCCGCCGUGACAUCACUACGCAGUACAAGUUUCCUGAAGGCACUCGCGAAGAGCGGACCGUCCUUGAAAAGGCAGAGACUUACGGCUGUCACCGAGAGAAGUCCGAGCCUCCUCCAGCUGACGUGGACCUGGUCCUGCCCGCUCUGGAGGUGAGCGUGGGCGACGACUUUGAGCUGAGCCUGGAGUUCGUAAACCGCAGUAAUCAGCAGCGCACUGUGGAUGCUUACGUCAGCGGCAGUGUGAUGUAUUACACUGGCGUCAUUUCCUCCGAGUUCCUCUUCAGGACUCCUUCAGUUACCGUUGAGACGAACAAAAGUGUGAAGGAGUUAAUGUAUGUCGAGUCGAAGAGAUACAUGAACAAGCUCGUGGAGCAGUCGAACCUCUACUUCAUCGCGACGGGGAAGGUCCAAGAAACAGGACAGAUAGUCACUGCCAUGAAAGUCGUCACCCUGCACAAUCCCAAAAUCUCUGUCAAGGUGUCCGGCGUCUCCAAAGUCAACGAAGAGAUGAUAGCAACUGUGGAGUUCAAGAACCCCUUCAGCUAUAGCUUGGAGGGGGUCUACGUCCGCAUGGAAGGACCAGGAGUUAUGUUGCCUCGGAAUAAAUAUUACAGUUUGAUCCCAGGAGGCUCUUCCCUGACCUGGUCUGAGAAUUUCAGCCCGCAGAGGGCUGGUCCCACCCAGCUGAUCGUCACUCUGGACUGUGCCGCUCUCAGGCAGGUUCACAGCCAGACGUCCUUCACCGUGGAGCAGUGAGGAUCAGCGACAUCGGUCGACCCAGUUACCCUUCAGGCAAACUGUAGACCUAGUCCAUAGAUUCAUAUAGCUGUAGGUUUACAACUUUAAUUAAUCUGGUAUAGCUUUGGCAUUUGAUGGUAGUUUUAGUAAAAUGAAAGCCAUAAGAUACUGGACUGUGUCCCAUCUCAGUCGCAUUACCAUUUAAAGCUACAGUAUGCAGG